This is a messenger RNA of Anoplopoma fimbria (sablefish), 1654 nucleotides long. RefSeq names its product cyclin Pas1/PHO80 domain containing 1 (gene cnppd1). Gene Ontology annotation, cellular component: cyclin-dependent protein kinase holoenzyme complex; nucleus. The transcript is spliced from 7 exons. Bases 1 to 1203 code for a protein of 400 amino acids. Gene Ontology annotation, biological process: regulation of cyclin-dependent protein serine/threonine kinase activity. NCBI's taxonomy places the organism in Eukaryota, Metazoa, Chordata, Actinopteri, Perciformes, Anoplopomatidae. The record is from RefSeq and is a predicted model, not a curated record. Gene Ontology annotation, molecular function: cyclin-dependent protein serine/threonine kinase regulator activity; protein kinase binding.
AUGAGUCAAUAUAUUGCUGUUGAAAUAUUCCAAAAGUCUGCCCCAAGCCCAAUACGCAAGCUCCAGAAGAAGUAUGCUGCUCAUGUUUCCAGGGAGGCUUGCAUCUCUCCGUGUGCCAUGAUGCUGGCUCUAGUUUACAUAGAAAGGCUCCGACAUCGAAACCCUGAGUACCUCCAAAAGAUCUCCUCCUCUGACCUCUUCCUGAUCUCCAUGAUGGUUGCCAGCAAGUACCUGUAUGACGAAGGAGAGGAAGAAGAGGUUUUCAACGAUGAGUGGGGAGCAGCUGGCAAGUUGGACGUCAAAACCGUCAAUAACCUGGAGAUGAACUUCCUGAAUGCCAUUGAGUGGAGCCUCUUCACAGAGCCAAAUGACUUAUUUGAUAUACUAAGUCAACUGGAAACCAGCAUUGCAGAGCGGCAGGGGAUGAAACGCGGCUGGUUCACCUACACUGACUUCUGUGUGCUUCUCGAGCAAUCGGCGUGGAGUCAGGCCCUCACAGCCAUCUACCAGCACUUUACUAAGGUAUCCUGUAUGCUCGGCCUGGUGUAUCUGACCAGUGUGGCUGGCCUUAUUGCCACCAGCGCUGUGCUGCACCAGCUCAGUCUCUCCAGAAGCGGUCAGACCCUGCUCCCACCUCCAGCUGAGAUUAGCCCGGACCUUCAGACCUCCAACCUGAAUGCUGAAGCUCCUUCUGAAGCCCCGCGCAUCGCCUGUUGCAUUCUUUCCAACAAUAGUCUGAACCGUCAGACCGAUGCACUUGGAAUCGGCCAGGACCACGUAGAAAGCCCCCCAUCGGCUUCCUCACAGACCUCAAUAUUGUGCCUCUGGGGCUCCCUCCUUGCCUCAAUGGGUCACAUACAUCCUGAAACUGAUUCUGAUGUGGAAGCACCCCAAACCUGGUCUCCGGUCUCCUUCUUCUGUCCUGGCUGUCUUGCAUCCCUCCCUCCUCUUCAGUGCGGGCUUAGAAACACCUCAACAGUCUUUGCUCAUGGCCCCAACGAUAACCACCAACGUCAUGCACCGUGGCUGGCCUCCAGCCUCCUUGGAGGGGCGGCGCCAAGUCUGAACUCUCGCCUGAACUCUCGCCUGAACUCUCGCCUGAACUCUCGCCUGGAUGUGUUUCCCCCAAUACAGCUGGGACCCUGCCACCCAAAGACCAUGUUACCCGUUGACAAAGCCCAAGCUCUGCUCAUGCCCGGCUAGCGACUGGCAGACUCCACUGCUGUCAACCUGUACUAAUGGACUCUGGAAAUGAAACCAGCAUUAUUGCCAUGGCUCAUCAUCUGCUUAAAGUCAUGUUUUGUUUACUUUUCCAGAUCUGGAAUACAGGAGCACAGACAGAGUGAGAAUAGGACAACACGGUAGAGGGUGGAAAUUCACUUAUCGCUCAGCACUGCAGAACAAAUUUGCCAUGAAUAAAAUGCCAUAGUCAAUGCGCUGCAUCUUGUUUUAAACACAGAGAAUAUCACAAGGAAUUUAAAGAUAGUUUGAUAUGUUUUCUUGGCUGCAACACAAGUGUUUUGCUACCAGCAUUUACUCUUUGAAAGUUCAGACCCGUCAGGUGGUGAUGUAGGGCCUUUUUGUGAUGAGCCUGUUUUGAGUUAUAGAGCUUUAAUAUUAAAGCUGCUUGCUACUUGGCAAGUUGAUGAAAGUG